CUCUUGGAUGUUGUAUUGUAGUGAGUAUAUAUGUGUAUUGCAUGGACCAAUCCUCGUUAUUGCCCUUCUGUAGUAAGUAAAGAAUGGCUGAGCAAUCGCAUUCCCUCUUUACAUGACCCACACAUGCCGAGGCCCAGUUCGAGUCUGACUCCGAAAUUCGAAUUCACUGCUUUUUACUACGUUCAAUACUGUACUCAUUUAAAAAUUGUGUACGGUUUCCACUUCUUGCUGCUUGAGCGAUCGACAAAUAGUCCUUGCCAUCUGCCAUGGAGGAAAAUGCUGUUGCGGGCCCCAGUGAACCUAAAGAUGAUUCUUCGCCUACUGAUGGUUCGUCCACUGCAUCUCAGUCGCCCAUUUGUGCCAUCUGCACAAAAACUGCGGCUGUCUACACAUGUCCCCGAUGUUCGACACGUACGUGCUCGCUAGCAUGUUCUCAAACUCACAAGACGCAAGGAGAAGGUUGCUCUGGGGUCAGGAACAAGGCUGCCUACGUUCCCAUGAAUCAAUACGGGUAUAUGGC
Somion occarium is the source of this 520-nucleotide messenger RNA. Lineage: Eukaryota; Fungi; Basidiomycota; Agaricomycetes; Polyporales; Cerrenaceae. The record is from the annotation of a GenBank genome assembly.